Marmota flaviventris (yellow-bellied marmot) is the source of this 2439-nucleotide messenger RNA. RefSeq names its product forkhead box J1 (gene Foxj1). Gene Ontology annotation, cellular component: nucleus. Gene Ontology annotation, biological process: regulation of transcription by RNA polymerase II. The record is from RefSeq and is a predicted model, not a curated record. Gene Ontology annotation, molecular function: RNA polymerase II cis-regulatory region sequence-specific DNA binding; DNA-binding transcription factor activity, RNA polymerase II-specific. NCBI's taxonomy places the organism in Eukaryota, Metazoa, Chordata, Mammalia, Rodentia, Sciuridae.
UGGCCCGGGCUGCGCUCUGAGCCAGGUAAGGGAUAGGAAAGCUGUGGGCCACGGAAGGGCGGGCAUCGGUACCAGUCGGGUCCCCCAUCAAUACCCGGCGGGAGUGGGCUCAGAGACUGACACCUGAGGAGUUUCGGAGAACUCGCUUUCCGCCCCCUCCCCCCUUAACUUUGUCCCCUUCCCGUGACCCCUCAUCCUAAUAUCUCUUUUCAAGGACCAGCCCUGUCCCCACCCUGUCGUACUGCCCUCCAAGACUUUUCGACCCCGUUUCCAUUUGUUUAGAGGGGAGGGGUCCUGAUUUCCCGCUCUUCUGGAGAAAGGGAUACCCUACCAUCUUCGCUCUUCUCUCGGCUGCCCUACCCUCUUUCCUCGCGUGGCCAGUAAAACCUCGAGGAGAAACAGGGAGAGCCAGGCAGAGCCGUGGGGGUCGGAGCCAGGGCCCUACGGGAGCUUCCCGGCCGCCUCCCCCUUGCACACACCCUCUCCCCUCCGCGACGGGGGAAGAGUGCUCAGCUCCCGCUGUGGUCCCGCAGGCACCGCGUUCGUUUUGGGAGGAGAGACUCCCGGGUCGCGGGAUGGAAGUUCACGUUCAGGAAGCUGUGUAACCGGAGCCGCGGGAGCCAGAGAGCAGAGAGCGCGGCAAGUCACUCAGCUCAGCCGGUGGAUGUUGACCGCCCCCUCGGAGAGUCCCAGCAGAUAUGGCGGAGAGCUGGCUGCGCCUCUCGGGAGCAGGGCCGGUGGAGGAAGCCGGGCCGGAGGGCUGCCUGGAGGAGCCGGACGCCCUGGAUGACAGCCUGACCAGCCUGCAGUGGCUGCAGGAAUUCUCCAUUCUCAACGCCAAGGCUCCUUCUCUCCCCCCUGGGGGUACGGACCCCCAUGGCUACCACCAGGUGCCAGGCUCAACGGCGCCGGGGUCCCCGAUGGCGGCUGACCCCGCCUGCCUGGGGCAGCCGCACACGCCAGGCAAGCCCACGUCGUCGUGCACGUCGCGGAGCGCGCCCCCGGGGCUGCAGGCCCCGCCCCCCGACGACGUGGAUUAUGCCACCAACCCGCACGUGAAGCCUCCCUACUCCUAUGCCACGCUCAUCUGUAUGGCCAUGCAGGCCAGCAAGGCCACCAAGAUCACCCUGUCGGCCAUCUACAAGUGGAUCACGGACAACUUCUGCUAUUUCCGCCACGCUGAUCCCACCUGGCAGAAUUCCAUCCGCCACAACCUGUCGCUGAACAAGUGCUUCAUCAAAGUGCCUCGGGAGAAGGAUGAGCCAGGCAAGGGGGGCUUCUGGCGCAUCGACCCCCAGUACGCUGAGCGCUUGCUGAGCGGGGCCUUCAAGAAGCGGCGGCUGCCCUCAGUCCACAUCCACCCGGCUUUUGCCCGCCAAGCUGCGCAGGAGCCCAGCACCGCCCCCUGGGCUGGCCCGCUGACCGUGAACACCGAGGCCCAGCAGCUGUUGCGGGAGUUUGAGGAGGCCACAGGGGAGGUGGGCUGGGGAGCGGGCGAGGGCAGGCUUGGGCAUAAACGCAAGCAGCCGCUGCCCAAGCGGGUGGCCAAAGUCCUGCGGCCCCCAAGCACCCUGCUGCUGACCCAGGAAGAGCAGGGAGAGCUGGAACCUCUUAAAGGCAACUUUGACUGGGAGGCCAUCUUCGAGGCUGGCACUCUGGGCGGGGAGCUGAGCACCCUGGAGGCCCUGGAGCUAAGCCCACCACUGAGCCCCACCUUGCAUGGGGAUGUAGACCUCACCGUCCAUGGCCACCACAUUGACUGCCCUACUACCUGGGGUCCUCCAGCGGAGCAGGCUACCGACAGCCUGGACUUCGAUGAGACCUUCCUGGCCACAUCCUUUCUGCAGCACCCCUGGGACGAGAGCGGCAGUGGCUGCCUGCCCCCAGAGCCCCUAUUCGAGGCAGGGGAUGCCACCCUGUCCGCUGACCUGCAGGACUGGGCCAGCGUGGGUGCCUUCUUGUAAGAGGCGAGGCCCCACCCCACCUCCGGACAGUGCCCAGGUCAGGGCCCAGAACUGCCCCCAAACACGGCCCGUGAACACCCCACCGCCCAGGCAGGGGCUGGGCCACUUUUCCCUAGGCUGGCUGCACGAGGCCAUCUGCCACCAGCCCAGGAUGUCCUCAGAUUCAAGCCCAGGAGGCUGAGAACUGGGGGCCCAGGACCAGAAUUGCCGCCUCCACUCAGCCCCCCUCUACACAGUGUUUCAUUAAUCCGCGACUCCCCACCCCAGGAACUGGGCCUGGAGGGGCCUGGCAAGGCUGGGGAGGAACAGAAUAGGGCCCUCCCCAGAGCUCUUCCACUUCACCCCUCUCCCGACUCCCUCCCGCUUCCCCAGGUCUCUAUCCAGAGAAAGUUCCCAGGUACAACAAAUGCUAAUUAGGUGACAGCAAAUUAACCCCCUGGGGACCUCUCUCCACAGAGCCUCCCUGGGGCCAGGG